CAGCCCUGCAGCUGGCACAGGUUGCAGCAGUACCCUUCUGCCAGGAGAGGAUAAGGAAAGGCAUCUGGUGACAAGUUCCUGCUGAAGAACAGCUUGGGCCAGGGCAGCUAAGAUCACAGAAACACAGAAUUGUUAUGGUUGGAGGGGACCUCUGGACAUCAUCUAACCAAUGCCUGUCAAGGCAGGGUAAGCUGGAGCAGUUACACAGGAAAGCAUCCAGAAAUUACUGUAGGUUUGGUGUCUUGGAAGAAUGGAAUCAAUCUCUAUGAUGGGGAGUCCCAAGAACCUCAAUGAAACUUUUCUACCACAUGCUGCCAAUGGCAUCAAGGAUGCCAGUAAGGUCACAAUAGGCAUCAUUGGAAGUGGAGACUUUGCUAAGUCAUUGACAAUCAGACUUAUCAGAUGUGGGUACCAUGUGGUCGUAGGGAGCAGAAACCCUAAACAUGCUGCUGACUUCUUUCCCCAUGUUGUUGAUGUCACUCACCAUGAAGAUGCAGUAGCUAAAACAAACAUCAUUUUUGUAGCCAUACACAGAGAACAUUACACCUCUUUGUGGGAUCUCAAACAUUUACUUGCUGGUAAAAUUUUGAUUGAUGUCAGCAAUAAUACAAGAGUAGACCAAUAUCCAGACUCCAAUGCAGAGUAUUUGGCAUCACUUUUUCCUGAUUCCCUAAUUGUCAAAGGAUUCAAUGUCAUUUCAGCGUGGUCACUACAGUUAGGACCAAAGGAUGCCAGCAGACAGGUCUAUAUAUGCAGUAACAAUGUUCAGGCACGCCAUCAAGUUAUCGAGCUUGCCCGUCAGCUCAGUUUCAUUCCUAUUGAUUUGGGGGCAUUGUCAUCUUCAAGGGAGAUUGAAAACCUGCCUCUGCGACUGUUCACCCUGUGGAAGGGGCCUGUACUGAUUGCCAUUAGCCUGGCAACAUUUUUCUUCAUCUAUUCCUUUGUCAGAGAUGUCAUCCACCCGUACAUGAGAAAUCAGCAAAGCGACUUUUACAAGAUUCCCAUUGAGAUUGUGAACAAGACCCUGCCGAUUGUUGCUAUCACUUUGCUUUCUCUAGUAUAUUUAUCAGGACUUAUUGCAGCUGCUUAUCAGCUUUACUCUGGCACUAAGUACCGGCGCUUUCCUCCCUGGCUGGACAACUGGCUCCAGUGUCGAAAGCAGCUUGGACUGCUCAGCUUUUUCUUUGCUACCGUGCACGUGGUGUACAGCCUCUGCUUGCCUAUGAGGAGAUCAGAGCGCUACUUGUUCCUCAACGUGGCCUAUCAACAGGUUCACGCAAAUGUUGAAAAUUCUUGGAAUGAGGAAGAAGUGUGGCGAAUUGAAAUGUAUAUCUCCUUUGGAAUAAUGAGUCUUGGAUUGCUUUCCUUGCUGGCAGUAACUUCCAUCCCUUCAGUAAACAGUGCCUUAAACUGGAGGGAGUUCAGUUUUAUUCAGUCUACACUUGGAUACAUUGCUCUGCUUAUAAGUACUUUCCAUGUACUGAUUUAUGGAUGGAAGAGAGCUUUUGAAGAAGAGUAUUACAGAUUUUAUACACCACCAAAUUUUGUUCUUGCCCUUGUUCUGCCUUCCAUUGUAAUUCUAGGUAAAAUCAUCUUACUUAUGCCGUGUGUAAGUAGGAAACUGAGGAGAAUUCGAAGAGGAUGGGAGAAAAGCCAUGUUAUAGAAGAAGUAAGUGGGUCUGUUCCACAUCUCUCUCCAGAAAGGAUAACUGUAAUGUGAUGAUAUUUGUUAACACUGUACAUGUUUGGGCUUUUGUUUUUUUGUCAUAAACUUGCAUUUUUAGGAGUUUAGUUAAGUAGGAGUCUUUGUAAAGUCUCUUGCUUGACAUAUAGUACAAGCUCUUAACCAAAUUAUGAGAAGUUUAUAACUAGAAGACGACUACUUCUGAUAAAUACAAAAAUAUUUUUCUUUUGGAUUACAGAGGGCAGAUGAUUAUGAAAUUAAAAAAAAAAAUGUUCUUUUGCACAGUUAAUCAGAAUAGUAUUUUAUUAGACCCAGGCUUAACAGUUUUUUUUUUUUACUUAGAGCAUAUGUGUCAGAGUGCUGUUUAUUAAUAUGACAUUUUCUGGGCAGUGUUUCUUCUAUUAAAACCACUUUCCUGGGUUAAUGA
Messenger RNA from Passer domesticus (house sparrow), 2111 nucleotides. It is a transcript of the gene STEAP2, whose product is annotated as STEAP2 metalloreductase. Lineage: Eukaryota; Metazoa; Chordata; Aves; Passeriformes; Passeridae. Gene Ontology annotation, biological process: copper ion import. Gene Ontology annotation, cellular component: plasma membrane; endosome. Bases 251 to 1720 code for a protein of 489 amino acids. The record is from RefSeq and is a predicted model, not a curated record. The transcript is spliced from 6 exons. Gene Ontology annotation, molecular function: ferric-chelate reductase (NADPH) activity; cupric reductase (NADH) activity.